Messenger RNA from Aaosphaeria arxii CBS 175.79, 1590 nucleotides. RefSeq lists its product as uncharacterized. The record is from RefSeq and is a predicted model, not a curated record. The transcript has a single exon. The coding region runs from base 1 to 1590 and encodes 529 amino acids. NCBI's taxonomy places the organism in Eukaryota, Fungi, Ascomycota, Dothideomycetes, Pleosporales.
AUGGAGUAUACCAAGGACCCCAUAUCAGACAGUGACGAUGAUAGUCGGCAGAUCAACGUCGCAACGGCCCAUGCCUACAUCACCGGCCCCGAAUUCGCGGCGAGGUCCAGGCGAUUUUACAAUGUGGAUGAUGAGGAUGCUUGUUCCAUCAAGGAAGAAGAUGAACAGUCAUUUUUUCAGAAGACCUACAAACAAAGCAUCGAUUUGACCGGCGUGGACGAAAUCGAGGAUUCGGAGUCAUCGUCAACCGAUAACCCCCCUUUACACUUUAACAUAUCGCGAGCUCUUGAUCUCGAUAAUCUAAUCUGCGCCGAUGCAUACCGCGAGAGCCUCGUCUCAGGGGAUACCCCUCGCAUUCGCACCAUGAUGUUCAACAUCUCACGAGAGUUGGCCCUUUCACCCACCGUGCAGAGUGCAGACAGGAACAUGCUAACGGCCGUCAUCUGGCGGAUCCUAACAUCAACGAACUCGAGCAUUCUGGAGAGCGUUCUGGCCGGAGAUAUUGCCAAAAGAUGGCAUUCGAGUCCUGAAGUCAAAUACGCACUCCAACGCACGCGGAUACAAGCUCGGAGCGCGAAACAACCAUGCAUCUACAUGAAUGUAUUCACGGAUAAUAAGGGUCGAUGCCCAUCAAUGAAAACAUACAUCCAGAUUCUCGACAUGAUGGAAAUGUACGCGCACGAUGGAGUUCUAGAUCGCGAACAGGAGGUCAAGAUUCUCAGAGUUGAUCGACAGUUCGGCGACCCCAACCGAUGGCAACUACGCGAUGUCAAGUCGGGUAAGCGCAGAUACAUCGACGGCAAUACCAAGGGUCGAAUAGCAUACAUACGCAUCUUCAUUGGUAAGGUACGAGAGAGAAUCGCAGCGAAAUUGGGAACGAGCAUCGAUCAGCUCAAAGACAUUGCUGCACUGGAGGAGGCCGGUUUAGACCUGAGUGCACGGUUCGAUCCAGCCUUCACUGAGGUUGGAUACACAUCGCAGUCGGAAGACAGGUUGAAGGCUCAUCGAGAGUAUCGUUCCUCUAAUUACAUGAUGAACCUAUUCGAGGCUAUCUGCCACUCGAUGGGCCAUGUGGAGUUCGCCAUCCAUAAUUUCGUCGUGUACCUCAUCUGGCAACUAGAGCAGGCAGCAGUGGCCGAGAUGGUAUUUACCUGCCUCGCAAACGCAACCAUCCAAAAUGGCAAAGGAUUCUCCUUUUAUCCGUCCGGGUUGUCCGUCAACUCUGCUUACGAGAUUUCGCAUUCCAAGUGGGAGAGUUUAACUGCCCAUAUGCUGGAUGAAUCCCCAUUCGAGAACAACAACAGACAGGAGGCGUCUGUACAAUCAAUGAUUGACGAUAGGCUGGAUGAGAUUGCGCUUUCGGACAUAUUGAUGGUGAGAGAAGCACGUGCGGCAAUUGAAAAAUACAUGAAUCAACCUGUUCAAACACCCGAACAGCUUGAUCAGAUCGAGCAAUAUGAAUCAAUGGAAAGGAGGCGCUUUAUCACCAAGAUGAUCCGGGCAGCCGAAGUUCAUCACAAUUUACUACAUGAACUUGAAGCUGCUGGAGAACAGGUAGGGAUUGAGGGCGACAUGGAUCUCAAUGAUUGA